Cylicocyclus nassatus is the source of this 213-nucleotide messenger RNA. The record is from the annotation of a GenBank genome assembly. Lineage: Eukaryota; Metazoa; Nematoda; Chromadorea; Rhabditida; Strongylidae.
AUGCGAGUAUCCGUAGCCGAAAGCGUCGGCGAAAUUGUUCUUCAAGUGUGUAGUUCCAUAAAUCGGCAACAGUAUCUACCCAAGAUGCCGACAAGGACGGAGCUCUCAAAUGUUUUCGACUCAAAUCUUCCGGAUUGUCAACCGUAUCUCUUCAAAAGAGUACCACAAAGACGGGCUGUGAUGGAAUGCUGCGGUAUAUACGCAACCUUAUGA